This is a messenger RNA of Nicrophorus vespilloides, 1326 nucleotides long. RefSeq names its product SKI family transcriptional corepressor 1 homolog-B (gene fuss). Gene Ontology annotation, molecular function: SMAD binding; DNA-binding transcription factor activity, RNA polymerase II-specific; RNA polymerase II cis-regulatory region sequence-specific DNA binding. The coding region runs from base 1 to 1326 and encodes 441 amino acids. The transcript is spliced from 3 exons. Lineage: Eukaryota; Metazoa; Arthropoda; Insecta; Coleoptera; Silphidae. Gene Ontology annotation, biological process: negative regulation of transcription by RNA polymerase II; negative regulation of BMP signaling pathway. Gene Ontology annotation, cellular component: nucleus; transcription regulator complex. The record is from RefSeq and is a predicted model, not a curated record.
AUGGGGUGCAAUAUACAAGGGAUGUGCGUUCAUUCAUUAUCACGUAACCGUUUGGUGAAUCAACAGUGCAGCUCCGCGACAAAGACUCCACGAGAAUGUAACGCAGAUCCGCAAAAUAUCCUAUUGUUAUUUUUCUUAAAGGUGCCAUGUUUUAGGGUUGAGCAGCAGCAACAUAAGUUGAAAAGCAGCGAGCCUCCGUCGCCAGGACUACCAAGGAACGAAAUGUCUUCAAAGCAGAAUCAAGUUAGCACUGUAGUGUUGUAUGGUAUACCUAUAGUAUCAUUAGUGAUUGAGGCGCAGGAGAGAUUAUGCUUGGCCCAAAUAUCUAAUACUCUGUUGAAACAAUUCAGCUACAACGAGAUCCAUAAUCGACGCGUCGCUUUAGGUAUAACCUGUGUGCAAUGUACUCCAGUCCAAUUGGAGAUUUUGCGGAGGGCCGGAGCUAUGCCGGUGUCUUCUAGGAGGUGCGGGAUGAUAACGCGCAGAGAAGCUGAAAGGUUGUGCAAGAGCUUCUUAGGUGACAACGCACCACCUAGAUUGCCCGAUGACUUUGCCUUCUCUGUUCAUCAUGAAUGCGCUUGGGGUUGUCGCGGAUCCUUCCUCCCUUCGCGAUAUAACUCAUCCAGAGCCAAGUGCAUCAAAUGCACAAUCUGCGGUUUGUUCUUUUCCCCGAACAAAUUCAUUUUCCACUCGCAUCGCAUCAGCCCAACGGAUAAAUACGUGCAACCUGAUGCUGCGAACUUCAACUCCUGGAGAAGACACAUGAAGCUCAGCGGAUCUCCUCCGGAAGAGAUCAUCCAUGCCUGGGAGGAUGUGAAAGCGAUGUUCAACGGUGGUACCAGAAAACGUAUGCUUGCCAACUCCGUAGUGCCACGCGCGCCCAAACAACCUAAGGUCCAGGAAACACCAACACCUCAACCAAUAGUACCAGCUCCAAGACUUCCAAACUGUCAAGAGAUUUCUCUACCCAUAUCUCGUGUCGCGAUGGACUUCAUCUACAACAAACCGUUCGCGUUCUCUUCCUACUCCAGUUUUCCGUGGCUCAAAAGGAAUCCGAUACUAUUCCCUCAUGAGAGUCCAUUCUUCCCAGUCGACAAGACCUAUCAGUCGGCUUUCAAGCCUGUCCAGCCGAUAGCAGAAGAGACUGUGCAGAAGGAGGAGCAGAGCGACGACGAAGUAGACAUCGAGACCACCGAUGAGAAGGUGGACAGUCCUCCGCCGCCGCCGCCUUCAACUCAGUGGAUGCCAAAAUCCGAGAAGGUGAGUCCACAGAUAAAUAAUUCAAAUUCAAUUUUGGGAAACGCUGUUAAGUGUGUUUACAUUUAA